This is a messenger RNA of Blastocystis hominis, 402 nucleotides long. RefSeq lists its product as hypothetical. NCBI's taxonomy places the organism in Eukaryota, Bigyra, Opalinata, Blastocystidae. The record is from RefSeq and is a predicted model, not a curated record. The transcript is spliced from 3 exons. Bases 1 to 351 code for a protein of 116 amino acids.
AUGAAGACGUUUUAUCGAUACACGUGCUGGCCGAAUCGGUAUCAAGAGCCGUAUUUAGUGGUGAAACGAGACGAUACGAUCGCGUUAUACAACGAAAUACUUAUAAACUAUGGACACAACAAGAUUACGUUUGUUGAGAAUUUGCGGUUUCAUGAAUAUGAAUUUGUGUUGGCAGGCAAUCUUUUCGCUUUUGAUGUGCCUCAUUCACCAUCGAAGUACCAUGAUCAGCACGUCAGGUCAAGGCAGUCGAAAAAUUGGUGGGCUAAAGUGUAUUAUCUGGACUAUCUUUACAAGGAAUCAAAGACUCGCUCGAAUGUGAUGAAGCUGUGUUCUAACGUGAAUCCUUAUUAAGGCAUUUUUGUGUGUACUUGCUUUUUAAGAUAGUUCCUCUUUCUAUAUGUA